Sorex araneus (European shrew) is the source of this 6422-nucleotide messenger RNA. RefSeq names its product zinc finger AN1-type containing 5 (gene ZFAND5). The record is from RefSeq and is a predicted model, not a curated record. Gene Ontology annotation, molecular function: zinc ion binding; DNA binding. The coding region runs from base 629 to 1270 and encodes 213 amino acids. The transcript has 6 exons. NCBI's taxonomy places the organism in Eukaryota, Metazoa, Chordata, Mammalia, Eulipotyphla, Soricidae.
GCCGGCGGCCGGACGUCGCGCACGCUACGUCACGGCGCGCUCGGCCUCCGCCGUCGGGGUUCGCGGUGACGCGCACGCCCCGCCCCCUCCGUCCCUCCCGGCCGGAGCGCGAGGCUCAGCGAGCGCGUCAGUCGGCCGGACGGCGGUGCUGUGAGCAGUCGGCUCGGGCCCUCGUCCUCCUCGCCAGGCGCCGGUCGAAGCCUCGGAGAGCGCGUCCCGCGGGGCCCUCGGCGGCGUCCGCGCCUCGCCGUGCGCGCUCGCUGCGUCCUCGGAACCGGCCCGGCCCGCCGCUGGAGGCGUCGAGGGGGCGCCGACGGGCUGCGCAGCGUUGCGGCCUCCGGGUCUCCCUCCGCCUCCUCGCCGCCCCCCUCCCCCGCCGCUCCCCUCCUCCCACUUCCCGAGCUCCGGCGUGUCCCGGCCUCGCUCGGGGCUGCUGUGCUGCCGCUGCUGCUGCUGCACGAACAAAGGACGACCCCGCGGCGGCGGCGGCGCUUCCCCCUCCGCCUGCGCCCGCCUCCCGAGCCCGGCUCGCGGCGGCGGCGACUCCACGGUGCCCGGAGGCCUCGGCCCCGCCGCGCCGCGUAGCGCGUGAGCCGGCUUCCUGCACUCCUGCCCCCGCAGGAAAAAUAUGGCUCAGGAGACUAACCAGACCCCCGGGCCCAUGCUGUGUAGUACAGGAUGUGGCUUUUAUGGGAACCCUAGGACAAAUGGGAUGUGUUCUGUGUGCUACAAAGAACAUCUUCAGAGGCAGCAGAAUAGUGGCAGAAUGAGCCCAAUGGGAACAGCGAGUGGUUCCAACAGUCCUACCUCAGAUUCUGCAUCUGUACAGAGAGCAGAUGCUAGUUUAAACAACUGUGAAGGUGCUGCUGGCAGCACAUCUGAAAAAUCAAGAAAUGUGCCUGUGGCUGCCUUGCCCGUAACUCAGCAAAUGACAGAGAUGAGCAUUUCAAGAGAGGACAAAAUAACUGCCCCGAAAACAGAAGUGUCAGAGCCAGUUGUCACUCAGCCUAGUCCAUCAGUUUCUCAGCCCAGUACUUCUCAGAGUGAAGAAAAAGCUCCUGAGUUGCCCAAACCAAAGAAGAACAGAUGUUUCAUGUGCAGAAAGAAAGUUGGCCUUACAGGAUUUGACUGCCGGUGUGGAAAUUUGUUUUGUGGACUUCACCGUUAUUCUGACAAGCACAACUGUCCAUAUGAUUACAAAGCAGAAGCUGCAGCAAAAAUCAGAAAAGAGAAUCCAGUUGUUGUGGCUGAAAAAAUCCAGAGAAUAUAAAUUACUACUUGGGAAGAGACUGAAACUUUUGUUUUUAUUUUAAUAUAUCGUAGGAAAACAUUAAAGAGCAGAUGCAUGGCCAUUUUCCUUUGAUGUUCUCCAGAGUUUUACUUUACACUUGUCUGUCUUAUAGUUGAUACUUUAGGAUGUUUGGGUGUUUGUUACUGGCAGAAUUGGAUAGAUACAGCCCUACAAAAUGUAUAUGCCCUCCCCUGAAUAAAAUUGGAUGAAAAUCUGCACAGCAAAUUGAAGUACACGGAUAAUAGGGACAAAAUUUAGUUCCCUUGUGCCAAACACAUGAAAUCUCUGCAUGUUUGCAGCAUAUCUGCCUUUUGGGAAUGUAAUCAAGGUAUAAUCUUUGGCUAGUGUUAUGUGCCUGUAUUUUUUUAAAAAAUGGUACACCAGAAAAGGACUGGCAGUCUACUUCUACCAUAGUUAAACUUCACCCAUUUUAUUUCCACAAUCUUUGGAAGCAGGAAGAAAGCUAUACAGAGGAUCAGACUUUCAUGAAUCCAGUAUUUGGUGCCAUAUGUAAAACUGGUAAAUUGGUCAAAUAUUGAAAGGUAAACAACCGCAACUUGUUCUAAGAGUCCAUCAAGUCAACAGGGUCUUGAGAUUUCUUUGAAGCUUAUUGUGCUGGCCUGCACCAGAAGAUUCUGCAUUACUCUCAUUGCUAAAAAUGUGUAGCACAGAACGGCACUAGGAUUAAUUUGUUAACAAGAAGAAAUUAAAAACUGUUUGGUUUUUCACAUAUAGCAGCUCUAUUGAAUAACAUGCAUCUGAAUUUUAAGUUGCAAAGGUAUCUGAACAGUUAAUUUUUCAUGUGCUACUUUUGUUGAAUGUUUUGGUCUAAGAAAGAAUGUUUAAAGCUUUUUUAAAGACUUCAGUUCUUAAUGUAACUGUACCCUUCUGCAUGGAAAAAUCAUAACCAACAUGGCUGCAGUAGACUUCUUAGUGGUAUCCAGCACCACUUGCAGAGGGCUGCUUUUAACCAUAUUACUUGUACUUGGGUGUAGGACUCUAGUGUUCUUGGGUGUAUUGCAUGGGCUGCAUUAUCUACAGCAUUGUACAAUAACAACUAGAAGAGGCAGUAUACUUCACUGAUGCUUGUCUGGUAAUAUCACUUCUGUGUUAUAAUGGAAGGUUUUCUGUGAUGUAUGAAACUUGUGUUUUUUAUAUAUAAAUGAGAAUACUUAGUGUCGUGGUAAUGCCUGUUUUCAUCUGUAAAUAGUUAAGUAUGUACACAAGGCACUACUUCUGAUUUCUUGCGGUGUUGAGUCCGAGUUUUUUACUUUAAUUAAAGCCGUUUUACUUUCAAGUUUGUGUACUUUAGUUCUCAGCUAGAUCUGCAGAUGUGUACAGAUAGUUCAUAUUUAUGUAUUGCACAUAAUCAUGCUAUUCAGCAUUGAUGCUAUAUUGUAUUAUGUAAAUAAUAAAAGCCAUGUACAGAGGGAAACUUCACUUGUUCAUUGGGUUUUUAAGCCAUAGUUAGAAGUCUUAAAGGAGAAUAACCCAGAAUGUUCAUAUUCAGUUUUUUAGUUGCAUAUGUAGACUUUGCAUGGCUAUAUUAUAAUUUGUUUCAUUGCCAUCCUUGAACUUGAGGUAUUCAAGUGAGUCAUGAGGUGAGUUGUAAGAAACAUUUUCAAGUAUACACAAUAGGCAGUUUAUUUCCGAGAUUAGUAAGUUCUUAUCUAGGAUCAAAACAUUCUGAAUUUGAGAAUGAAAUUUAAACAGUUACAGUCUCGUGAUUUUUUUUUUUUCAUAGAUGACACUUACUUCUUAGGUAUGACAAAAUAAAGGCAUGGUGUUGCUUCUGUUUGGGGUUCUAAUGUAGAAUGGGACUAUGGAUUUACGCAGGUGUCAGACUAGAUAAUAAAAAUAGUAAUAAUACAGACUUUCCGCAUGAAGUAUCUGAAGCAAAGGGUGGAACCUGACUUUCAGUUGUCAGUGCUUUGAGUGCAAAUCAUUUUGCUUUAAGUGGGAGAAAUGCAGGAAACUAUGAAAUUUCUUAGUGCUACUUGUUCAAACAUAGGUUUGAUAUAUUUUAAACACUACGGUUAUUUAAGUUGAUUAAAAAGAUCUCGGGGGAGAUUAUACAUCCUUGGACUUCCUUGGUCGUCUACAAUCAUCUUUGAAUAAAAAUGAGGAUGAGGUGAUAGACAUUUUUUUAUGUUAUAAAAUUUAGAAUUCACCUGGACAUUAGUGUGUGAGGAUAGAUAGGAUAUCUAUACAGGUGUAUCUGCAUAUACACCUGGAAUGAUUCUCAAGCAGGGCUGUAAAUGGGUUUUCACUUUGGAAUGUCCAGAUACUAAGCAUUUUAAGAGUAUACUUGUUUUGAUCUUUGUGAGCAUACACCACUACAAAUGCUUUUCUAGGACAGUCCUUGAAAACUUGAAUUAUCUGACAUUCCUCCUCAGGGCUUUUUACUGUUGAAACCUAGAUUUGACUUUGUUGGGCUUUUCACGCUGUGAAUUUGCAAAGUAAGGAAACUUGAAGAAUCAUUUGUCACAAUGGUUAUAAAACUAAAGGGUCCUUGAAUGGGUCUUCAUUUUGUAAGUGUCACAAUAAUACUUGGCUUUUAAGAUUUUGGAGGUUUAAAAAUUUUCUUAAGCACGGAUUUAUAGCAGAUUUGUGAGGAAGGAAAAGAAUUUUCUAUAUGCCCUCCAUUCUCCAGAAUAGUGAUACAUGUUUUAAAAGUAAUGAUCCCACCUACAUUGACAAAUCAUAACCCAAACUCGAUAAUAUUUGCAGUUAACCCAUUUGAUGUACAUGCAUUCUCAGUUUGAAGUAUGUCAUAUAUCCAUUGUAAUUGUUCGUAGGCCCUGAAAACCAUAUUUUCUCCAUAAUUGUGUUCUUUUUUCUGAAUAUAUAGUUAGGAAUUGAUCGUCAGUCUUUGCAGGUUUUUUUUAAAUCCUUUUCUCUUGUGACUUCAUAUUCCAUUGUCUGCCAUAGUUUGUACCUACUGAAGAAUAGCUUGAUUGCAUUAAAGUUUGGGCAGUUCUGAAGUGUGCUGUAAAUGUGCAGGUUUGUGUGAACACAAGUUUUUAACCAGUUUGGAUAAAUGCCUAGUUGAUGGAUCGUAUAGUAAGCACUGUGUUUAGUUCUGUAAGAAGUGUCCAAAGUAGAUGUGGUCCGUUUGCUUUUUUGAAGAGUUCUGUUGAUUCACAUCUUUACCAGCUAGCAUUUAGUGUUGGCAGUGUUUUGGCUCUUGGCUAGUGUAAUUGAGUAAAGUAUUUUAUUGUAUUUUACUUUGCAGUUCCCUACAGAUAGAUUGUGGAGCAGCUUUUCGUGUUUUCAUUUGCUACUUAAAUCUUUGGUGAGAUUUCUGUAAGAUACUUGGCUCAUUCUUAUAUUGGGUUUCUUACCAAGUUUGAAGUGUUUUGUGUAUUUUAAGUAACAGUUCAUCAGGUGUGUCUUUUGAAUGCAUUUUCUUCCAGUAUGUGAAGUCAGUCUCGAGCUAUAUUAUUUUAAUGUCCUAGAGAAAUAAUUCCUAGAACUUAAAAAAGAAUUAUUUGAAAAUGAAUAAGCUUGAUUAUAUUGUAUAGUGAAAAGUGAUCUGUAACGAAGUUUUAAUUUAGAGACUGCAUUCAAUGAAGUUCUGAAGUAAAUAAAAAUAAGCAAAUGUUUACUAAGUAAUAGAACAAGGUUAUGUUAAGCAUACUACUGUUCGAUUUGUAUUUUUUAAAUUAAUUCACAGGGCUUAAAAAGAAAUUUAUCAAAAGAGUUGCUCAUCCUUUUGCAUACCUUCCACUCCAUGAACAAAUUUUAGAUACUGUUGUACUGGCAUAAAGCCUUGAUUUAACUCUCUAGCUGCUUUAAUGGUAAGCUUAUUUUUGCCCAUAAAUAAUUAACUUAGAUUUUGUACGUAGAGUUGGGGUGGUUGUUUAUUAACAAGUUAAACACCAUAGAAGAGCUUUUAAGGAACAGGUAGUUACUGGACAGUAACUUGAAAUUUGACAAAAGAACAUUGUAUUUGUACAGUCUGCCUUAAAUGUACAUAUACGAUAUUAUAUGUGUAACUACACAUCAUGAUAUAUAUAAAAGCAGAGAACACAAUUCAUCUUUUCCCCCAGUCUUUUCGUUCUAGAAGUAGAAUUUACACUUGUGCCAUAUGUAUAAGAUUUGAUCUUUUUUCUGUUAUGAAUAACUAGUUUCCCACUAAUUAUCCUGAGAAUGAUAAAUCUUGUUUAACAUGUGAAAACAAAAUGGCAGUGGUUGUAGGUGGUUUUCUAAUUGGAUAAUAGUUUCGAAUAUAUUUUUCCUGGUGUUUUUAAUGGAAACUAUCACAGAAUUUCAGCUUGUCUAUGUCUGAAAUAAUUGAGACUGUAACCUAGGCUGUUAAAGCAUUUGGUUAAUCUGUCAAGUCUGCUCAGAAGUUAAUGGGAAAUAUUUCUCAUUCUUAAAUCUUAGUUCAGUGUUACAAAUUUAUUUUUUUUUAAAUUUUUUAUUGAGUCACCAUGUGGAUACAAAUUUAUUUAAAAAAAAAACAAAAACAUUUACCUUUAAGAGCUCAGACAGAAAUCAGCUAGAAAAGAAACCUAAACUACGUGAACUCUUAAAGUUUCUUAGAUGGAACUGUAUCUUUAACCCAUGACAAAUUGAAAAUGUUAAUUGAUGUAUGAGGCCGUUAGCUUACAUACCCAACAAACAUAAUAGAACAUAUUAUACCUUAAUAGUAAUAUGCUUUUUUGUUGUCUCCCAUCACUAUUAAUAGGUUCCAGCAUGUGAAUUAGAAUGCCAUACAAGCAAGUAUUAUUUAUUUAGAUUUUCUGUUGUGCAGCUUUUCUAUUUUUAUGGAUACUCAAGAAGUGAUGUUUAUUCAUAAAACAUUUCUUUAAAGAAAAUUUUGCACAUUCUGGUUCUAUGUUAGCUUCUAGAAGGAAAAGCAUUUCCUUACCAGAAUAAUGUUUGUUGAGGUACCCCUCUCUAAAAUACCUAUAUAGAAUAUUUGGUUUUUAAUAUCUGUACUAGCAAUUUCCAUUGUAAAAUUAAUUCUGUAAAAAUUGUAAUACCUUUAAAUAUGGUUAAUCUGCUAUCCCACACAUUAGCCUUUAGCAUCUGUUUGGGAGGAGGUUUUUUCUCUUUUUUUUAAGUACUAUUGACUUUAGUUUCACAUGUACAUAUGUUAUAUUUAAAUGCCUACUAAAAUUGC